AUUGUACUCGGGUUCGAGAUACUUUAAAAUGAAUAAUAGGUGGCGCUAUGUAAUAAACUUCCUGUAAACAGCAACAAGCAUGAUCGGGGGAUCCAGCCCAAUCAUUGUUCUGAACCAGAACACAAAGCGCGAAUCUGGUCGCAAAGUCCAGAUAGGGAAUAUUGCAGCAGGCAAGGCCAUUGCAGACAUCAUAAGAACAUGUCUUGGACCAAGAUCAAUGUUGAAGAUGUUAAUGGAUCCUAUGGGAGGAAUAGUGAUGACAAACGAUGGAAAUGCUAUUCUUAGAGAGAUCAAUGUACAGCAUCCAGCUGCCAAAUCCAUGAUAGAGGUCGCCCGCACGCAGGAUGAGGAAGUGGGAGAUGGUACCACCUCCGUCAUUAUACUUGGAGGAGAGAUGCUUUCAGUGGCCGAGCCCUUUUUACAGCAACAUAUGCACCCCACGGUGAUCAUUAGUGCUUUCAGACAGGCCUUGGAGGAUCUGGUCGAAAUCCUUAGGGAUAAAAUCAGUGUUCCAGUUGACAUCACUAACAGAGAUGAGAUGAUGAAGAUAGUCAAAAGUUGUGUAGGAACAAAAUUCAUUAGCAAAUGGGCUAAUUUGGCUUGUGAGAUUGCCCUGAAAGCUACAGCUACUGUCCUAUUAGAAGAAAAUGGAAGGAGAGAAAUAGAUAUUAAAAGAUAUGCCAAAGUAGAAAAGAUUCCUGGUGGUACGAUAGAAGAUUCCAAAGUCUUAACUGGAGUCAUGCUUAACAAAGACAUUGUCCACCCUAAAAUGAAAAGGAGGAUAGAAAAUCCUAGAAUAUUAUUAUUGGACUGUAACCUAGAGUACAAGAAAGGAGAGAGUCAGACAAACAUUGAAAUUACAAAAGAAGAAGAUUUUUCUAAGAUUUUGCAAAUGGAAGAGGAAUACGUCAAAAAGAUCUGUGAUGAAGUGAUUGCUGUCAAACCAGACUUGGUCAUUACGGAGAAAGGAGUUUCUGAUCUAGCCCAACAUUUUCUGGUGAAGGCAGGCAUUAGCUGUAUCCGAAGAGUACGAAAGUCUGACAACAACAGAAUAGCACGUGCUUGUGGAGCCACUAUUGUCAAUAGAACUGAUGAGAUUCGAGAAGAAGAUGUUGGAACAGAAUGUGGACUGUUUUACAUUGAAAAGAUUGGUGAUGAGUAUUUCACAUUCUUGGUGGAGUGUAAGAAUCCCAAAGCCUGCACGAUCCUGCUCCGUGGAGCCAGCAAGGACAUCCUGAUGGAAGUGGAGAGAAACCUGCAGGAUGCUAUGAAUGUGUGUAGAAAUGUAAUGCUGGAGCCUUACCUUGUUCCUGGAGGUGGGGCAGCAGAAAUGGCACUGUCUCAGGCUUUGAAUGAGAAGGCUAAGAGUAUUACUGGGGUACACCAGUGGCCUUACAGAGCCGUUAGUCGAGCUCUGGAGGUCAUUCCUAAGACUCUAAUUCAAAACUGUGGAGCCAGCACAAUCAGAACCCUUACUGCCCUCAGAGCUAAGCAUGCCACUGCCAACAACAGUAGCUGGGGUGUGGAUGGAGAGACUGGAAAAGUGGUAGACAUGAAGGAUUAUGGAAUCUGGGAACCAUUUGCAGUCAAAGUCCAAACCUAUAAAACUGCUAUAGAGACUGCUGUAUUACUUCUGAGAAUUGAUGAUAUUGUAUCUGGAGUGAAGAAGCAGGGAGACACUGGUGGUGCCCCGGGAGGAGGUGCCCCCAGUGCCCCUCCAGAUGCCUCAGAAGGACCAGAGGCAUAGACGUUUCCUAAUAACAAUUAGAUUCACUGUCCAUUAUGACAAUGUGUUCACAGAUCGCUGGAAUCAGUCCCCUCAUAUUGAACAAAUGUGAAGCUUGCUGUAUUAAUUUAAGAUUAUGUUUUUGCCUAUCAAGAGGCAUUUAAUGUACAUGUAUUCAUGUAUUUUGUAAUUCAUAUUUAUCUAAAACUAAAUUGUGAUUUGGAAAUAAAGUCCUACUUGAAUUUGUA
Saccostrea echinata is the source of this 1974-nucleotide messenger RNA. Its product is annotated as T-complex protein 1 subunit gamma-like. The transcript is spliced from 17 exons. Lineage: Eukaryota; Metazoa; Mollusca; Bivalvia; Ostreida; Ostreidae. Gene Ontology annotation, cellular component: chaperonin-containing T-complex. Gene Ontology annotation, molecular function: ATP binding; ATP-dependent protein folding chaperone; ATP hydrolysis activity. The coding region runs from base 80 to 1747 and encodes 555 amino acids. The record is from RefSeq and is a predicted model, not a curated record. Gene Ontology annotation, biological process: protein folding.